Cyprinus carpio (common carp) is the source of this 1617-nucleotide messenger RNA. RefSeq names its product novel immunoglobulin-like transcript 3 (gene nilt3). The record is from RefSeq and is a predicted model, not a curated record. NCBI's taxonomy places the organism in Eukaryota, Metazoa, Chordata, Actinopteri, Cypriniformes, Cyprinidae.
AGUGUGUGGGUGUCUAGAAACCAGCUUGCAUGUGAGAGCACAGGACAGCAUAGGUAUACAUGUUUACUUCUUUACCACUUACUUAAAGCUCUGACAUUGCCAAAAGUCAUUCAAUAUCAGAGCAUAGAAAACAAAAACUGGAACAGACUAGACAUAAUAGGAUCAUUAUACAAAAUGAAAUUCUUCUGUGCUCUCUGGCUUUGGAUGUUUCUGUCAGAAUUUAAUUCAACUACUGGCGAAAUUUCUAGACAAGGACACAGUGAAGGAAGCAUCACAAUUACAUGCUCCCACAGCUGGGCUUCAACCAAUAUAAAGUAUUUCUGCAGAGAUCCAUGUAAAGAUAUUUUAAUGAAAUCUGACCAGUCACCUACAGGAAGAUACAGACUGAAGGACUCUGGAGAAGGAACCUUCACUGUGAACAUCACUGAUCUACAGGAGUCAGACUCUGGGAUUUACUGGUGUGGAGUGGACAGAUUUGGUUUUGACACAUUUACGAAAGUCAAACUGACAGUAUCUAAAGCCAACACUGGAAACAUGGUGGAAGCAAAUCGUCAGAGGACGAUGGAAACACAAACAACUGGGACAAGCGCUGAAAUGCACUUAACUAUACAAAGACACUUAGUUUUCGUAUCUUCAACCACUAAAGACAGCACACUCUCACUGACAUCAGCAGGUUUUGUCAAAGCAUCUGGUCCAGCUGGUGAAAAAGCAGGUGCUGAACACAGAAACUCAUCUUCAUCUGCCCAUAUAUUUCCAGUGCCCUUAUACUAUAUUCCUUACGCUGCUGCUGGUUUGGCCAUCAUGGUGAUCAUAUGUGCAGCUGGACUGGUAACUGUUCUUCAGUGCAGAAAGAGAGUCAAGAAAUCAAGAUGUGUUAUUGCAAGAUCUAUUUACAAUUCCCGUCACAACGAGGAGACUAAUGCUGUUUAUCAGAAUGCUCCCGAUGACAGACCCUACGCCACCAUAAAUAAAUCCAGUACCAAGUCUAAGGACGAGAGCCAAUCAGACCCAAUCUAUCAGAACAUACACUUCAACACUACGCAGGAAGAAACUAUCUAUGGCAAUCUAUAGGAAAUAUACAAUCUACUAUCCUCAAACUCAAAUACGUGUUCUGCAUGACAAGCAUCAAACAAGUUUCAUCAACACCAUUUCUGAACAGUAUAUAGCAAAAACACCUUGGCAAAAAUCAAAUGUACAGUACAUGAUUCAAAAACAUGUCACUUGGCAAUAUAAUCAUACCAUUAUUUGUGUACAUAAAUAUCCCUUUUCCAUGUAAAGUUUGCAUGUGAAACAACAAUGAAGGGUUGAAAAACUAAUGGGUUGUUUCAUAUUAAAUGGACAAAUGUGUAGGGCUAUUAAAUUAUUUAGCAAAUACAACUAACUGUUAUGAAUCCCUAGCCUGCGGAUAGUGUAAAAACAGAAUAUGAGUAUGUGAAAACACUGAAAAUGUGAACCUAAAAAUGGGGUUGAAAAACAGUCUUCGUCAAUCAGACUUGCCUGCUCAGACAGUUGUAAGCUCUGAACUCAGUUCACACACCAUUUUGAACAACAGAUAAAAUUUCUCUAUAGAGAUCUGUUUAGUUUUCUCUAAAACAUCCAAAUAAAUAACACAUGGAA